This is a messenger RNA of Saccoglossus kowalevskii, 1312 nucleotides long. Its product is annotated as E3 ubiquitin-protein ligase E3D-like. Gene Ontology annotation, molecular function: ubiquitin conjugating enzyme binding; cyclin binding; ubiquitin protein ligase activity. Lineage: Eukaryota; Metazoa; Hemichordata; Enteropneusta; Harrimaniidae. Gene Ontology annotation, biological process: protein monoubiquitination; proteasome-mediated ubiquitin-dependent protein catabolic process; protein autoubiquitination. The record is from RefSeq and is a predicted model, not a curated record. Gene Ontology annotation, cellular component: cytosol; ubiquitin ligase complex; nucleus.
AGCUGGGACAACAGCGAUCAUGGCGGAGGUCGGACAAGAAGGGACUAGUGACGAUUUCUCUGUUUUCGUCGAAGUGAAAGAGAAAAUUCAUGCUGCACAUAUCGUACUAGGCUUACAGGACGUCGCUGAAAAAUGCAAAGAAGAUGCAUCCAAGAUCACUGUAACUGUACAACCAGACAGCAUUGAAGUUAACCUAGUAAAAGAUAAAAAGCGACAAUUCAAGGUUCCGAACAUCAGUCUUGUUCCGAACUCCUGUCACAGCUUGCAAUGGAUUCCGGGGGAAGGACUACAUAUGCGGGUACAGACUCGGAGUGAUGAUACUAAUCACAGCCAACCCAUUGAACACAAUGAUGUGAAAAACUACCGCCAUGAAAUAGAAUACCUCGAAAGCGAAAACUGCCAGUUGAGUUGUCGGGUAUGCAAUACUACCUUACUACGCCCAAACUGCCAAUUUGAAAGGGUUCUUCCACUGCCUUCAGAAAACUGGCAAGAACUGGUAGAUGACUGGUGUUGCCAUCACAACGAUACUACUGAAAAGAUGAAGAAGGCUUCCAUGGUUCCCAGAGCAACAGACUGUUUCAUCUCUGAUCUCUAUCUCUCAUUGAAUAUGGCUGCCUUGCGACAGGAUAAAAUUGCAUCUCAGGAAAGUACCCUAGAGACUGAGUUGAAAGAAGGUAUGAAUAUGGUGAUCAUCUGUCAGGUCUGCAGAUGCCCUCUAGGUGAGGCAAAGUUAACAGAUGUCAAGAAAAGACAUCAGCACAUUCAAGAGUUGACAGAGUCUGUUAAAUUUUACAAACACUGCAUAAAUCUGAAUAAAAAUUCACUGCCAUUGGACGUUUUUAAGUCCUAUACACUAGAGAGUUAUUUUGCCCGAUACAUUACAACACAGUCCAGUGUGAAUACCAGCUAUAAGUUCAUUCUGGAGGGACAGGACACUGCCACCAACAACUCUAUUCUGAUUUGGCUGAUGAACACGGACAGUAAAAUUAUGAUGAAUGUCAACUCUAUCAGUCAACACGCAGAGCUGAGCAAACUCAUGGGUUCCAUCAACUAUGAGAGAAAUGGCACUGGAGUAAAGAAGAGUUUACAAACAUACAGUAUUAUUAAAUUGUUUUAUCAGGCGGUUUGGGAUGAGGCAAACAGAAGUGUACUUGACCAGUGGAAGAAAGACAACACAGUUCACAGAUUGUAUCUACCAUCAUAUCUUUGUCAUCAACUUUUACUCUUGCUCAUCAACAACACUCAGCAUUUACCAAAGUCAAUGAGAAACACAGAGAACAAUUUCCAGGUUGGUUUCCUGAAAAUAAAGUGA